Rhopalosiphum maidis (corn leaf aphid) is the source of this 1206-nucleotide messenger RNA. Its product is annotated as cathepsin B-like cysteine proteinase 4. Gene Ontology annotation, cellular component: lysosome. The record is from RefSeq and is a predicted model, not a curated record. The transcript has 6 exons. Bases 74 to 1108 code for a protein of 344 amino acids. Gene Ontology annotation, molecular function: cysteine-type endopeptidase activity. Lineage: Eukaryota; Metazoa; Arthropoda; Insecta; Hemiptera; Aphididae.
AGUAGCGCUUUCAAAUACGGUCUACAGUCGUAAGACCACGUACAGACGUAUCUCAAUUCGACUUAGAAGAAAAAUGUCCAAAAAUAUUUUCUUUAUUCUGGCGGCGGCGGUAGUGGCAGUCACCGUCCGCGAAUCUUCGGCGGUGACGAACGAAGCGACGUUUAUUAUCGACUCGGUGAAUGCGGACCUCGGCAACACAUGGAGGGCUACCGACACAAAUGUUAUUCCAGGAGACGGAAAGAACUUCGAACAGUUGAUGGGUGUGUUACCCAGGAACGGAAACGCGUACAGGUUCGCUCCGAUAAAGACAAACACCGAGGGAGACUCCAACGAAGCCUUACCCGAGAAUUUCGAUGCCAGGGAACGAUGGCCCGAGUGCUCGUCCUUGUUGAGCUCGAUCAAGGACCAGUCUAACUGUGGAUCAUGUUGGGCCGUGUCUGCGGCUUCCGUGUUCAGCGAUCGCCUUUGCAUAGCCACUGGUGGCGCGGUGGCCAGAAACCUGUCUGCCGAACAGUUGAACACUUGUUGCUAUCGAUGUGGUCACGGAUGCGAUGGUGGGUCGCCAGAGGCAGCGUGGUAUUUCUUUAUGCGGCACGGUAUCGUCACGGGCGGAGAAUACCAAUCCGGAGAAGGUUGUCAACCGUACAGCAUUUAUCCGUGCGGAAAAGGAAGGAAUACUUGCAUAGACGAUGAUCCCGAUACACCCGAAUGUACGAUAAAAACUUGUACCAAUUCGAACUACACCAAAGACUACAGAGCUGAUUUGCAUUAUGUUGACACCGUAUACUCGCUGAAAUCCGAAGAGGACAUCAUGACCGAUAUAUACAAAUAUGGUCCCGUCCAAGCGGCUUUCUAUGUGUACACAGAUUUCAUGUACUACAAAACCGGAGUGUACAGUUACACAAGAGGUCAGAUGGAAGGCGGUCACGCGAUCAAGAUCUUGGGCUGGGGCGUAGACAACGGUACCAAGUAUUGGUUGUGCGCCAACUCGUGGAGCCGGUCGUGGGGAGAGAACGGACUGUUCAGGAUACUCAGGGGCAACGACGAGUGUCACAUCGAAGACCGUGUGUUAGCCGGAAUGCCACACGUACCGAAACGAAAUAAUUAGCCGUCGAAAGAAAAUACACGUAUAAUAAUCGUCGCUGUACCUAUUGUAACAAUAUAAUAUCUUAUUAAAACAUUUAUAACGAUGUGUAGAUGCGACAA